This is a messenger RNA of Glycine soja, 1863 nucleotides long. Its product is annotated as galactan beta-1,4-galactosyltransferase GALS3-like. NCBI's taxonomy places the organism in Eukaryota, Viridiplantae, Streptophyta, Magnoliopsida, Fabales, Fabaceae. The transcript is spliced from 2 exons. The coding region runs from base 92 to 1660 and encodes 522 amino acids. The record is from RefSeq and is a predicted model, not a curated record.
UCCCCCCUUCGUUUAUAAGCCACAACCCAAACCCCUCCAAAAACAUAACACACAACUUCUAAGCUCUUCUUCUUCUUCUCACUCUUCACCAAUGGCCAAAGAGCGAGAGAAGAAACUCUACGUAGCCCUACUCGGAAACUACGCCGCCGAACUCAAACUCCUCCUCACCACUCUCCUCCUCCUCUGUGCCGUCGCCACUCUCCUCCAGUUCCUCCCUUCCCGCUUCACCAUCUCCGCCUCCGACCUCCGCGUCUGCAUUUCACGCGUCACUCAAACUACCCAAACUAUCCCUAACUCAACUAAUGCGACGUCACCACCAGUAACAGCAACAGCAUCAGCAUCAGCAUCAGCAUCCCCACUCGUUGCAUCUUUAUCUUCCACCACUUCACCCUCCCCACCGCCACCGUCGCCGCCAUCGUCAGAGCAAAUCCUCCCCGACGGAACAAUAAAGCGCGUGUUCAACCCUUACGGCUCCGCAGCUUACAACUUUGUCACCAUGGGCGCUUACAGAGGUGGCCUCGACACGUUCGCUAUCAUAGGCAUCGCUUCGAAGCCUCUUCAUGUCUACGCCAAACCCACCUACGAGUGCGCGUGGUUCUCACUCGCCGGCGACAAGAAAAAACUUUCCACCACCGUCGGUUACAAGAUCCUCCCCGACUGGGGCUACGGCCGCGUCUACACCGUAGUUAUCGUGAACUGCACAUUCCCGAUUCCCGUAAACGCCGACAACUCAGGCGGGAAGCUCGUCCUCUUUGCCUCCACCUCCGGCGGCGGCGACGCCAGCUUCAACACCACCGACAGAAUAGAAGCUCUCACCGAACAACCUCGUACCCUCGACACAACCUUAUUCUCCUCGAAGCCGAAGUACGACUACUUAUACUGCGGCUCCUCGCUCUACGGGAACCUGAACCCGCAGCGAGUGAGGGAGUGGAUCGCGUACCACGUGAAGUUCUUCGGGCCAAGAUCGCAUUUUGUCAUCCACGACGCCGGUGGGGUCCACCCACAGGUUCUUGAGGUGCUGAAGCCGUGGAUGGAUUUGGGGUAUGUGACUCUGCAUGACAUAAGGGACCAAGAACGGUUUGAUGGGUAUUACCAUAACCAGUUCAUGGUGGUGAAUGAUUGCUUGCAUAGGUAUAAGUUCAUGGCUAAGUGGAUGUUCUUCUUUGAUGUGGAUGAGUACAUCUAUGUGCCGCCAAAGAGUACUAUUAAGUCUGUGCUUGAUUCGCUCUCUGAGUACUCUCAGUUCACCAUUGAACAGAUGCCAAUGAGUAGCAAGUUGUGUCUUACUUCUGAUUACGGGAAGACAUAUAGGAAAUGGGGGUUUGAGAAGCUGGUGUACAAAGAUUCAAAGAAAGGGAUUAGAAGGGAUCGAAAAUAUGCAGUGCAACCAAGGAGUUUGUAUGCAACUGGGGUUCACAUGUCACAAAACCUUGCAGGAAAGACCACUCACAAAACUGAAGGGAAAAUAAUGUACUACCACUAUCAUGGAACCAUAGCUGAAAAGAGAGAAUCAUGUAAAAUGCUUAUAAAUUCAACAGAAAUCACAUAUGACAAAACCCCCUAUGUGUUGGACACCACCAUGAGGGACAUUGCUGGUGUGAUCAAGAAAUUUGAGCUCAAGAUGAUUGGAGACAGGCUACAACACAAGACACGGCAAUGACACUGCCAACUUUUUUUAAUUUAUUUUUUAAAACUAUAUAAUAAUUUAACUUGUAUUUUAGAGUAGAAAUUCAUUGAGCGGUUUUUUUUUUCUUUCCUGUUUGAUAGUUUUCUUUUUUUUUUUUCUUAAUUUUUUUAUGUGGUAUAUUUACAGAUGGGUAUAUGAUCUUUGUUUCAUUUUUAAAUAGUUCUUUUGUGUUUCCU